Messenger RNA from Setaria italica (foxtail millet), 2251 nucleotides. RefSeq names its product cyclin-D2-1. NCBI's taxonomy places the organism in Eukaryota, Viridiplantae, Streptophyta, Magnoliopsida, Poales, Poaceae. Gene Ontology annotation, cellular component: nucleus; cytoplasm; cyclin-dependent protein kinase holoenzyme complex. Gene Ontology annotation, biological process: regulation of cyclin-dependent protein serine/threonine kinase activity; mitotic cell cycle phase transition. Gene Ontology annotation, molecular function: cyclin-dependent protein serine/threonine kinase regulator activity. The record is from RefSeq and is a predicted model, not a curated record. Bases 304 to 1296 code for a protein of 330 amino acids. The transcript is spliced from 6 exons.
UACCUCCUCAUUCUCACGGUGAGCACUUGCAUUGCACGCGCGCGCGCACAAAGACACUCUCUAGCAAGGGACGCGCUGUAGUACUAUAUAAUCCGGUAGUGCUCUCACAUCGAUCGCUCACGCUGACACUACGCUAGGCUGCUACUACGGCCAGGGUCUCAUCACCUCUUCCACUACGACCACAACCUCUCGCCUGCCUGCCAGUUUCUGCGCCCCACUACGCCGCCCACCCCGAUCCUGCCGGGCACCACGCGCGCGCAGCAAUGGCCGCCCACCAGUGACGGGCCCGACAGCACCGGCGGCAUGCCGGACGACGCUUACCUUCUCUGCGCCGAGGACGCCGCCGCCGCCUUCUUCGGCGCCGCGGCACCCGCCGCCGGCAGCACCUGCACCGGGGCCGGCGACGACGACGACGACGACGGGUGCUGCUGCUCCGCAGGCGAGGAGGCGGAGUCGGCGGCCUCAAUCGCCGAGCUCAUCGGCGGCGAGGCAGACUACUCGCCGAGACCGGACUACCCCGACCGCCUCCGGUCGCGGUCCAUCGACCCGGCCGCCCGGGCCGAGUCGGUUGCAUGGAUUCUCAAGGUGCAAGAAUACUAUGGAUUUCUUCCCUUGACAGCCUACCUCGCCGUCAACUACAUGGACCGGUUCCUCUCGCUCCACCGUCUGCCGGAGGACGGGUGGGCGAUGGAGCUGCUGGCCGUGACCUGCCUCUCCCUAGCCGCCAAGAUGGAGGAGACUCUCGUGCCCUCACUCCUGGACCUUCAGGUCGAGGGCAUCAGCAGAUACGUGUUCGAGCCCGGGACGAUCGGCCGGAUGGAGCUCCUCGUCCUGACGGCGCUGAAUUGGCGGCUCCGGUCGGUGACACCUUUCACCUUCAUCGACUUCUUCGCCUGCAAGGUCGAUCCGGGAGGGAGGCACACGAGGUGCCUCAUCGCCCGGGCCACACAAGUCAUUCUAGCUGCAAUGCAUGACAUCGAGUUCUUGGACCACUGCCCAUCGGCAAUGGCUGCAGCUGCCGUGCUCUGCGCCACCGGCGAGACGCCGUCGCUGGAGUCCGUCAGCCCCGGGGCCGCCGUCGGCUGGUGCAUCGGCCUUGCAGAGGAAACCAUCGGCAGCUGCUACAGACUGAUGCAGCAGCUCGUGAUCGGCGGCAACGUUCAGACAAGGGCGGCCGGCACCACAGCAUCGGCACUGAACCUGUGCUGCUCAGACCAGGCCCUGUCCUCGCACUCCUCGUCCUCCUCCUCGCCUCCCCCGGCCAAGAGGAGGAAGAGGUCGCCGCCGGGCAUUUGAAAACGCAAGUAGAUAGCAUUGUUUACAUGGGCCUUUUUUUUUGCAGAUUAACAGGGUUUGAUCGAUUUCUUUCUUUGCAGUUUGUUGUUGUGUUCCUGCGAUUCUUUCUUUCUUUCUCUUUUCUGCUCUUCCUUUUGUCAUUUGUUCUCUUCUUUUGGGGUUGGAUCUUUACACCUCGGUGGGGGGCUCUGCCUGCUCGAUCGGCCCAGCCAUGAUGGCGGCCUCUGGCCUCUGCACUGCCAUCCAGUCUGUGAAGGUGUCGAGGAGAUAGAGAGAUGAGGCAUCUAGAGAGAGAAAGGCAGCUGCAGGCUGCACCAGACACAUUUGUGUUUCUCUGUGCAACGCUCAGUGGGUCUUCUUCAACCCCCGACGCAGAGCUGCAGAGGAACCAUUGAUUGGUCAGCGAGGAAGGAAGCCAUGGCUGCAGCAGAUGGAGAGGAUUAAAAAAAAGAGGCGAUGAGGAUGCAGUUCAAAGUGGAUGGUUGGAUCAUGAUUGGUAGGGUUAAAUGGUGGUGGUCAAAGAGCGGUCAGGGCUGCUCCUGCCAAGAUGCAGCAGGUCCUGCCCUGCAAAGUUCCUGUUCAUAUUCAUGAGGGCAAAAAUUGUUUGUUUCCGAGUGGCUUGUUGGUAUUUUGUUGAUGCUACUGAAGAUGGGCGUCAGAGGGAGGGGGGGCAUGCUUUGCUGUGAUGGGAGGCACAUGCAAGCGUGCCCUAGUGUGUGGUGGUGCUCCGGAGGGAAAUAUUUGUCCAUCUCCGGGGCUAACAGUGUCCAAGCAUGAGGCUUUUGGGGGCCCCUUGCUACUUGUUUCCAUUUGUAUCUCUUCUUUGAGUAUCAAUAAGGAUCUUGCCAUUUGAAUUGGCUUGACAAGAGAGAUAAAAAGAGAGAGAGAGAGAGAGAAUUGUGCUGCUGGAAUGUAUGAUUUAACAGUGUUCAUGCUGUGUUGUUCUCGGUCAGAA